UGACAUGUGUUACGCUUGUUGUUUUGUAUACUUUCUAACCUAAAAAUUAUUACCACAUUAUUACUAUUGAAAGAAGCACAUUGUGUUUAUAUCUAAAAGAUGGGCAAUAACUACAAAAAGAAGAACAAAAAUAAAAAGAAAAGGUUAGAAAGAGCUAAACAUGCUGGUAACGAAAAUCCUGAAGAGCAGUUGCAAGAAAUGGAAGAUCAAGGAAAUGAAUCUGAUGGUGAAAAUGCAGGCAACAUUUCAAUUUCCAAGAAAAGACAACACGAAGUUGGGGAUGACUCCGACGUUGAAGAUAAACCUCAAAGAAAGAAAAAGAAGAAGCAACCUAUACAAAUGGACUCCACAGAUAAAAAGGGGAAAAAAUCAAUUCGUCAAAUGAAGAGGGAAAAGUUUGCAGCACGGCAGGCUGAAGCACAAUCUGCAGCUAAAGAUCAGCUAAAAAGUCAAUGUCUAAAUUAUUUGUCACAGUGGAAGCAUGACAAACAGAACUGGAAAUUCAUGAAGGCCAGGCAAGUAUGGCUAUUCAAAAACAAAUUCUCAACACACUUGGUACCAGAUGCCUCAUGGCCUACACUACUUGAAUAUUUUGAGUCUGCACAAGGUAACAUAAGAAAUAUCCUAUUGGAAGACGCCCACAAAAUUAUAAAACAAAUGGAUGAAUGGACGGAGUCACAAGGCAGAGAAACAAAUAAUGAUGAGGAAGACGAAGAGAAUGAAGAUAGUGAGGAAACACCUAAACCUAAAAAACCUGAUGAUAGUGUAUAUAAACGAGCUAGGGAUUUAAUACAAUGUCUAGAAGAAUAAA
Molecule: messenger RNA, 811 nt
Organism: Spodoptera littoralis (African cotton leafworm)
Lineage: Eukaryota; Metazoa; Arthropoda; Insecta; Lepidoptera; Noctuidae
Source: the annotation of a GenBank genome assembly